Messenger RNA from Manis pentadactyla (Chinese pangolin), 2454 nucleotides. RefSeq names its product aquaporin-5. Gene Ontology annotation, molecular function: water channel activity. Gene Ontology annotation, cellular component: plasma membrane; apical plasma membrane. The transcript is spliced from 4 exons. Gene Ontology annotation, biological process: transmembrane transport. NCBI's taxonomy places the organism in Eukaryota, Metazoa, Chordata, Mammalia, Pholidota, Manidae. The coding region runs from base 761 to 1960 and encodes 399 amino acids. The record is from RefSeq and is a predicted model, not a curated record.
AGGCUGAGGGGAGGCAGAGAAGGAGAACCUGAGAUCCAGAGUCGGGGGCUUCUCCCAGGAAGUCCCGAGAGGCCCGGCUGGGAAAAGGGCGGUCAAUGGAGCGCCUUCGCCCACACGGCUCCCCACUCCCAGGGCCUCUUGCCUGACGCAAAGCAAAACCGAACCCGGUCAUGCCCUCUCCCAUCCUAGGGACAAAGUGGACCCCUGGCCCCCACUCCCUCCGGGACUCGCUGGGAUCCCACGGGGAAGGGCUAUGCUGCUGGAGGGGCUGGGAUGACUGUCAUGGGGAGGGCGCCGUCCAGGGUCCGCCGCCCGCUCUCGGGCCGCCCCGCCACUGGGCGUCUCGGCCUGACAGGCGCGGGGCCCACUUUUCCCCAGACGCCCCUGCUCCAAGCCCGCAGGCCAGCCCGGCCCGGGCCGCGGAGAGGCCGCGACGGCCGGCCUCCCCGCCCGGCCCAGCCCGGCCGCCCGCCCCCGCCCCCGGCGGGCGGCGAGCUGAGCAGCGCCGCGCUCAGGAAAUCGCCUCACUGCCGCCCUGCCCGCCGAGGCCGGGUCAGGAUGCCCGGGUCGCCGAGGUGAAGGAGGAGCUGGACCCAGGUCCGAAGGGAGGAAAAGGGCAAGGCCUCGCGCAGAGAUGAAGGCCCGGCGGAGGUAGACGCCCCGAGGUCGGCAGGACCCGGGAGGCUGGACCGGGCGAGACCUCCCGAAGAGCCGGAGCCAAGCCGCGCGGACAGAGCGCGGGAGGCGCAGGGGGCGCACCAUGCGCGGGCCCCCGGCCGCGGGCCCGGGCUACACCGCCGCCUGGGUCUCGUGGCCCGCGCGGGUGCGCUGCUGUCCCGGAGGCGGGACGGGCGCCGGGCCGCGGGCGCGCGGAGCCCCGGGCCACGGCGAGCCCGCGCCGGCCGCAAGCUCCCCUCCUGGCGGGCCGCGCCUGCCCCUGGGCGCGGGAGCCGCCCUCGCUCCCCCCGCGCCGGCCCCGCGCCGGGGCGCCCGCCCACUAUAUAGCGCGCCCCUGCCGGGCCCGCGCCAGGCCGCCAGCCACGCAGCGGGCGCCGCAGAGCGCGCCGCGCCCCGGAGACAGCCCCCCGCCCCCAGCGCCGCCGCCGCCCCGACGGGCGCCCCCCGCCGCCGCCGCCGGCGCGGCCCGGCCCCUGCAGCCACCAUGAAGAAGGAGGUGUGCUCCGUGGCCUUCCUCAAGGCCGUGUUCGCCGAGUUCCUGGCCACCCUCAUCUUCGUCUUCUUGGGACUCGGCUCGGCCCUCAAGUGGCCGUCGGCGCUGCCCUCCGUUCUGCAGAUCUCUCUGGCCUUUGGCCUGGCCAUAGGCACCCUGGCCCAGGCCCUAGGGCCUGUGAGCGGCGGGCACAUCAACCCUGCCAUCACACUGGCCCUCUUAGUGGGCAACCAGAUCUCCCUGCUGCGGGCUGUCUUCUACGUGGUGGCCCAGCUGGUGGGCGCCAUUGCCGGGGCGGGCAUUCUCUAUGGGCUGGCACCGGUCAAUGUCCGGGGCAAUCUGGCUGUCAACUCGCUCAACAACAACACGACCCCAGGCCAGGCCAUGGCGGUGGAGCUGAUUCUAACCUUCCAGCUGGCGCUCUGCAUCUUCUCCUCCACUGACUCCCGCCGCACCAGCCCUAUGGGCUCCCCAGCCUUGUCCAUAGGCCUCUCUGUCACUCUCGGCCACUUUGUGGGGAUCUACUUCACCGGCUGCUCCAUGAACCCAGCCCGCUCCUUCGGCCCAUCAGUAGUCAUGAAGUGGUUCAGCCCUGCACACUGGGUGUUCUGGGUGGGGCCCAUUGUGGGGGCUGCCCUGGCUGCCAUCCUCUACUUCUACCUGCUCUUCCCCAACUCCCUAAGCCUGAGUGAGCGUGUGGCUGUCAUCAAGGGCACGUAUGAGCCCGAGGAGGACUGGGAGGAGCAGCGAGAGGAGCAGAAGAAGACCAUGGAGCUGACCGCCCACUGACCAGCGUCAGGCAGGGGCCAGCCCCUCAGUGCCUGAACUGCAGGGGAAAAAAGAAAAAAAUAUGACAGUGAAGCCUCCUUUCUCCACAGCUGGGUCCCCUGGGCUGGGGAGGAGGUUCUGGCUCCCCAGGCCCCACGGUUAGAGGUGGAGCAGGAACCCAUCAUGGGACUGUUGGGAUGGGGGCCAGAGGCUUGGGGCUGGUGGGGAGGGGUCUCUCUGAGCCAGGGAAGACUGAUGCCGUGAGUCAGUGCCAAGCUCACAGGCAGCCUCAGGGCCAAGCCUGCAGUCGGCAUCCCCCCACUGUCCCCAUCCUCUCCUUAGGAGGCAGAGGGAUCCCAGCCCCUAGAAGAGCAGAGGCUGACCUUCUCGAGAGCACCUUGGGAGGGAGACGACCAGUCCAUUAAAUGCUGCCUUACUUAUUUCUGCUCAAGAAUGCAUGGGGUAGAAAUGCUGGUGUUUGGGGUGGGGGCUUCCCAAUAAACCACUGACAUUCA